Messenger RNA from Cynoglossus semilaevis (tongue sole), 849 nucleotides. RefSeq names its product dual specificity phosphatase 19a (gene dusp19a). Gene Ontology annotation, cellular component: cytoplasm. The record is from RefSeq and is a predicted model, not a curated record. Lineage: Eukaryota; Metazoa; Chordata; Actinopteri; Pleuronectiformes; Cynoglossidae. Gene Ontology annotation, biological process: protein dephosphorylation; regulation of MAP kinase activity. The coding region runs from base 53 to 682 and encodes 209 amino acids. Gene Ontology annotation, molecular function: JUN kinase phosphatase activity. The transcript has 4 exons.
GGCGCUGUUGUAACGAACUCUUGCUUGACUCCGGCAGGUCAGCGUUUCGAUCAUGCAGUCCCUGACAGAGGAGAUUCAGAGUUUUCCUCGGAAGCAGCUGAGGAAGCAGUGCACCAGAGUGACGUCACUCAGUGGUCGGCGCAUCAUUGAGUCCUGGAAAGGUUCCACCGUCACUGUGGUCGAAGACCCCGCCCCACCUGAGAAGACACUGGGAUACGUGCCUGACACUACCUGGGAUCUGCAGGUUGGGGUCAUCACGCCUUACCUGCUGUUGGGUUCCCAGGAUGCUGCACAUGACUUUGGAACUCUGAGAAAACACAAGAUUACUCACAUCCUUAACGUGGCCUUCAGGGUGGAGAACGUUUUCCCGGACCUUUUCGUUUAUAAGACGGUCAGUAUUCUGGACCAACCGGAUGUCGAUCUGCCGCCUCACUUGCAAGACUGCUGUGACUUCAUCCAGAAAGCUCAUGCUGAGAACGGUGUAGUGCUGGUCCACUGUAACACCGGCGUGUCCAGAGCGCCCUCUGUGGUCAUCGGAUACCUGAUGUCGUGCUAUGGACAGCCCUUCGAAGAAGCUCUUUCAUUGGUGAAAUCAGCUCGACCUGCUGCCUCUCCGAACCCCGGUUUCCUGGAACAGCUAAAAAACUACAAAGUGCAGGCGAUAAAUGGGCCAAAGCCUUGAGAAUAUUAGAAACAAUCAAACAAAAAAAAAACCAAAACAACAAACAAACAAACAAACCAACAGAUGAUUAGUAAUAGUAACUAAUAGUGAAUUAGUAGAUUGUAUUUUAGUAAACUUUUGAAAGCGUUUGAUGAAGAAAGUCUAUAUUUCCAGUGGGAACACCAUAA